Messenger RNA from Mytilus trossulus (common blue mussel), 1467 nucleotides. RefSeq lists its product as uncharacterized. NCBI's taxonomy places the organism in Eukaryota, Metazoa, Mollusca, Bivalvia, Mytilida, Mytilidae. The coding region runs from base 12 to 680 and encodes 222 amino acids. The transcript is spliced from 6 exons. The record is from RefSeq and is a predicted model, not a curated record.
ACCAAAAAGACAUGUAUACAUGUGGCAUAGGAAAAAAAAGUAUAAAUGACAGUUGUGUUACCAUAUGUGAACAAGAUAUAUACAAAUGUGUAUAUGGAAACUGCUACUCUCACUUGAACGGAACAGCCACUUGCAUAUGUAACCAAGAUGACGAUUAUUUUUAUACUGGCAAAACAUGUGAUGUAAGAACUGAAAAAAUCCAAUUCAAGCCGAACUAUAUUAUUGCGGCUGCAUGUGGCAGUAUUGGAUUUGUUAUAAUUGUAGCUGUUAUAGUGUGCAUUGUCUGCAGACAGAAAGCAACCGGAGAUAAAGAUAAAACAGACAUGUAUAUAACAGAACAUGAUACAUUAAGCUACAACCAUCCCACGGGUCUCUUAGGUCGACAGAGAACGCCAUCUAAUUUGUAUUCGUCAAUGCAUGAAAGCACAUACAACGCUGACAACAGAAAUUAUAAAUUGGUGGAUGUUGAGAAAAACAGCAGGGGGAACACUUAUAUGUAUAAUCCUUCUGCGGACCAACAUUUGAAUACAGAAAUUGACAGCAGAUCUGACAAAGCUUAUCAUAACACAUCAUUUUGUUCUGAAGAGUUUGCAAUAAAAAGACCUCAGAUAGGAGCAGUUAGAGACUAUACAUAUAACGAAUACAAUAGACCAAAACAACAACGACCCGAUUACAUGUAAUGAAUUUAUUGGAAACAUUUUGUCUUCCACAUUGAACAUACCGCAUGCUUAUUUGAAAGAUCUACUUAUUGACGCAUAAUCCAGUCAUCACACAUAAUAUCGUACUCAUUUGAUUUACAUCUUUUUAUAAACAGUUGCAUCACCUUGCAUAUUUAUUAUUCCAGAGAAUGAAGUAUUACGUCCAUAUUGUGUCUCGUAGUCUAUGUUGUAGGGGUUUAAAUAAUACUUGAUCUAGAUCUAAGAUCUUAAAAUAUGAACAUAAAUGAACAUAAUUUGAAUAUCAUUAACAGCAAGUAUUGUGUAGGACACAACCACACGGUCAUUGCAGGAACUGGAAAAAUUAUGCCACAAAUGACAACGAAUAUGUUAUCAUUGUAGUAAAAACAAUACUGUCAUAUUGUCAAGGACUAUCAAAUUUGAACUUACCACGAGCAUUAUAACAGGAUUACUCUCACAUAGUGGAGUUGCUAAGCACAUCAGUAUUUUCUUUUCUUUGUGUCUGUUUGAUAACUUGUAUGUCUUUUGUGAACUUAGCGUUUAACCAUGACAUUAUUUGUUUUUAUUCGACUCUUUAACGUCCCAAUCUCUCUGAAAAUAAUUAACAGUUUCUGGGUACGAGCCGAAACAGUACUGAAUGUUGAUAAAACAUAAUACGUCACUAUCGGUUUUUAUUAUCAACAGCUGAGUUUCUUCUAUUUAUAUUUUUAAUUUCCUAUUACAAAUUGCGAAAUAUAAGACUUUUGAUGCGUCGUAUUUCAAAAAAUUCUUAUGUUGCUUUUGUGGUCGU